UGUAUAAAUAUUUUAAAUAUUUCAACUUAUAAUAAAUGGAACAAUAAAAUAAGAAACGACGCAAUUCCACAUCCUAACACACACACACACAUGCGGAAAAUACGUCGUGCACGAUACGCUAACACACUGUCAGUCGCUGAGAAAUUUUUUAUCAAAUUACAGACUAUGAUCAUCGUGCCCAAUGUCUUUCACUCACACAAGUAGCACCUGGGCACGUGAAUGAGAUCCUGACAAUGAACACGGAAUGA
Molecule: messenger RNA, 248 nt
Organism: Heterotrigona itama
Lineage: Eukaryota; Metazoa; Arthropoda; Insecta; Hymenoptera; Apidae
Source: the annotation of a GenBank genome assembly